Messenger RNA from Tripterygium wilfordii, 2119 nucleotides. RefSeq lists its product as uncharacterized. The transcript is spliced from 10 exons. The record is from RefSeq and is a predicted model, not a curated record. Lineage: Eukaryota; Viridiplantae; Streptophyta; Magnoliopsida; Celastrales; Celastraceae. Gene Ontology annotation, molecular function: protein binding. Bases 268 to 1602 code for a protein of 444 amino acids.
CAUAGCAACACACUUACACACAUAACCAUGGCGAAGUUGCGUGCACCAGUAAUCAUCAAAUUGAUCUUGGCCGACAAAUAGCAUUAUAGAUCCCAUUCCCAUCCAUCUUAAAUUAAUUAUUUAUUAUUGUUUGUUUUUGGCAAGAGCAGAGAAUUCUCCCAUCGCCAUCAUCGAUAUCCAACGCAAUCCCUUCAUUCUCUCAUCUAUCGCACUUUCCUUUCCCGUUUGUCAUUCGAACCGACUUUCGGCUUCCCGUGUAUACAUAGCAUGUCCUACCACCCAGCGGACAACUUCCAUCACAUGGCAGUAGAAGAUGGGGAAGUGCCAGAUUUUGUUGAUGAAAUGGACGAAGAAAACUAUGACCAAGGUGGUGAAGCAAUGGAUCUUAAUGAAUAUGAAAUGCUCACCAGGGUGUCUGAUAUAUCUUCUGCGCAAGCAAGGGCAGGGAAAGACCUUCAAGGUAUUCCAUGGGAGGGGUUGAACAUAACGAGAGAAGAAUAUAGGUUGAUGAGGCUUGAGCAGUACAAGAAUUACGAAAACAUUCCUUCAUCAGGGGAAGCUGUAGACAAGGAAUGUAAGCAGAUGGAGAAGGGUGGAAACUAUUAUGAGUUCUUUCACAAUACGAGAUUAGUUAAGCCUACUAUUCUUCAUUUUCAGCUAAGGAACUUGGUUUGGGCUACGUCAAAACAUGAUGUUUAUCUCAUGUCUAACUAUUCUGUUAUGCAUUGGUCAUCGCUGUCUUGCAAUUUGUCAGAAGUCAUCAACUUUGCUGGACAUGUUGCACCUGUAGAGAAACAUCCAGGAAGUUUAUUGGAAGGUUUCACACAAACUCAAAUAAGCACUUUGGCAGUCAAGGAUAAUUUUCUGGUUGCAGGAGGCUUCCAAGGAGAGCUUACUUGCAAGCGUUUGGACAAACAAGGAGUUAGCUUCUGUGCUCGCACCACGUAUGAUGAUAAUGCCAUCACAAACGCUAUUGAGAUAUACGACAGCUUAAGGGGUGGAGUACACUUCAUGGCGUCAAAUAAUGAUUGUGGUUUAAGAGAAUAUGACAUGGAGAGGUUUCAAAUAUUAAAUCAUUUCCGUUACCCCUGGCCAGUGAAUCAUACCUCGUUGAGUCCUGAUCGUAGGUUAAUAGCUGUUGUUGGGGAUAACCUGGAUGGAUUGCUUGUGGAUGCGCAAAAUGGAAAGACUUUAUCUACAGUGGCGGGCCAUCUGGAUUACUCUUUCGCAACAGCAUGGCACCCGGAUGGGCAGACUUUUGCCACAGGUAAUCAGGAUAAGACUUGCCGAGUAUGGGAUAUUAGAAACCUGUCGCUGCCUGUUGCAAUUCUGAAGGGAAAUUUGGGGGCUGUUCGAUCAAUUCGCUUCUCAUCAGAUGGCCAAUUCAUGGUGGUUGCUGAACCUGCUGAUUUUGUACAUGUGUAUAGUACAAAAGCCGAUUAUAAAAGGAGGCAAGAGAUUGAUUUCUUUGGCGAGAUUUCGGGUGUAGCGCUCAGCCCAGAUGAUGAAUCUCUGUAUAUAGGAAUCUGGGACCGAACUUACGGAAGUUUGCUGCAGUUUAACAAAAGGCAUAACUAUGGGUAUCUUGAUUCUUACUUAUAACUGAUGAAGCAGAAACUUUGUUCUGGGACUUGUGAUGGAUGAGUUGGCCAAACGUUUUUUGCAUCCUUCUGAUGAUUCAGUCGUAUUCAAUGAUAGAAUAACAUAUCCUUGGCUAGAACCUCGUUCAGAACAUGUACAGUGACAAACUUGAUCCUUACUGAUAAGUGAAAGAAGCUCUCAGUGUGUUGUGUACUCAUGACCAAGUGGAAGAUAUAGGUUGUUGCUCUCUGCGCAACAACCUGUGCGUUCAUGCUGAUGGUGGCGAAUUCUGCUUAUAUCGUUCUGUCCAUGUGGGGGUUCAUUGUUCUGUGCUCGAGGGGAAGUUGCGAUUUCUUUGAAAUCAAAUCAAAGAGGAAGCAGUCUAUAGAAAUGAAAGAAGUAUGUAUCGGUUGGCUUACAGCAUGUUUUCGUACUGUGAAUUCUUGGGAGACUAGAAUCUUCGAACUUGGGAGUUUUUUUACGGACCAACACUAUUGAAAAUUUCAAAUACUAAAAUAACAGUCUGUUUGCUUGGAAA